AUGGCUCAAGAACCUACUCAAGAAAAAACCGAAGUUGGAGAAGGAAUAAACAAUGUAAUUGAAAGUGAAUUAAACCACGAGUUUAAGGACGUUAAAACACAAAUACAUGUAUUUGACCCUGAUGCUCCUCCUGAACUAAAAGCCAAGCAGGCUGUGGGAAGUUCUAAUGCUGGUUUAACUGCAAUGCCAGCUGUCAAGGGGGUCGUUUCAGACGCUACUUUAGACCAGGUUUCAGAUAAAAAAGAUAAAAAGGAAGAGGAGGAGUCAGUUUUACCAUGCGAUUUUCCUCAAGCACCAAAGCCUACCUCAGAAGCCCCAAAAUGGGCGCGUAUAGGGUGGAAAAAUGUCGCUGAAUUUGGACCAACUGACAUUGAUCAUGAUAUUUUUGGCGAAUAUUUGAGCGAAUUGUAUUAUGGAAAUCUUUGGUUAAAUGCAUCUGUAAUUUUUAUUUCGGUAUUUGCUACAUGGAUAAUUACUUCUCUUGGUGGUGGGCUUGCAACGUACUACGCGAAUUCUAUGAAACGUUUUUAUCGCAAUGCACGUAGUGACAUUUCUCGUGAACUUGCCAGAGAAAAACUUGAAACGAUGACUGGUGAAUCAGUUGGAUGGAUGAACGAAUUUUUACGGCGUUUUUGGCUCAUUUAUGAGCCUGUAUUAUCAUCAACAAUUGUUGGCAUUGCUGAUGGUAUAUUAGCUUCCGCAACUCCCACUUUCGUGGAUUCAGUUCGCUUGAAAACGUUCACAUUAGGUACAAAACCAGCCACUAUUGAAUAUAUUAGGUCUUACCCAAAAACUGAGGAUGAUAUUGUGGUUAUGGAUUGGAAGCUUUCUUUUGAUCCAAAUGACCUUGCAAAUAUGACAAAGGCUCAAUUGAAAAACAAAGUUAAUCCAAAAAUUGUGCUUUCGGUUCGAUUAGGAAGGGGCGUGGUUGGCGCCGAAUCUGCUCUUGGAGUACUUAAACUUAAAGUCAUGUGUGCAAAAGGAUUAAAGAAUGCGGAAACGUUUGGUACUUCUGAUCCUUAUGCUAAAGUAACUUUACAUGGAAAUAAAGUACUCGCUAAGACAAAAACAAUUGAUGACUCAUUGAAUCCUGUUUGGGAUGAAACAUAUUACCUGAUAUUAACAUCUUUGAACGAAGGUUUACAUUUUGAAAUAUUUGAUUACAACGAAAUGUCUAGGGACAAGCCACUCGGCAAAGCCGAGUUUAUGUUGUCAUCAUUAUUGGAUAAUCCAAAACAGGAAGAUGUUACAUUACCGGUGUUAGUUGAAGGAAAACCGCAUGGUGAAAUCAAGAUUGGUGCUAUAUGGUAUCCAGUAGUAGAAGCUACCGAGGCAGACCCAGCCCCAGAAUCCAAUCUUGAUCCAAGACAUUCAUUAGUAGGACAGUAUAAUCCGUAUGCUGAAUUAGUCUUGAACGGGAAGAUUGUUCAUACUACAAGGACCAUCAAAAGAAAUAAUAAUCCAGUUUGGGAAGAACCGUUCGAAAUGUUCAUCACUAAUAAAGCUGCUGCUGAGUUGUCUGUCAAGGUUAGAGAUGCACGUGAUCUUGCAUCUGAUCCGGUUGUUGGUAGUUGGAGCAGCAAGUUACAAGACUUUAUCGAUAUAUUGGCAUUGAAAAACGACUGGUUUAACGUAACUGAUGCAAGUGCUGGUAAAUUGAGAUUAAGCUGUACAUGGAAGCCAGUAUUGUUUGAUCAUGAGCUUGAGCAUGGCGGAUACGGAAAAUCCGAUCCGUAUGUAAUAAUUCGAUUGAGCUCUACUUACCGUGGUCGUACAGAAGUAGUUCUAGAUACUCAAAAUCCAGAAUGGAAACACGAGCUUCAUUAUAUACCUGUACAUUCCUUGAAAGAGUCAGUAGCUUUACAAGUAUUAAGUCAUGAAAGCAGAGACUUUGGUUCAGUUGAUUUUUAUGUGGAUAAACUGGCUCAGCUGAAUGAAGAAGGAUCAUACCAAGCAACUGAGCCUUUUGAUGCUUUCCAUCCCACCUUACAAACAAAAAAAGUUAAAACUCCUGAAAAAGAUUCAGAAAAAGACACUGUGAAAGAUUCAGAAAAAGAUUCAGAAAACCUUUUAAAAAAGGACGAGAAAAAAGGCGAAACUGACAUAGUAAAUGGAGUUGAAAACAUUAAUGUGCUUGACUAUGAAUCUGGCAUAUUGGUUGUUCAUAUCAAAAAUGCCAAUCUGGAUAAGAAAGAUACCUCUGUUGAACUUUAUGUUGACAAUGGAUUAUUCCCUGUUUUCAUGACAAGACGAUGUAAAACGGCAAACCCUGAUUGGAAUCAAGGCAGAACUCCUAUUGGUAUCUGUACAAGAGAUGUGAGGCCUUUAUUGGAACAAAGUGACCCUGAAAAUAUUUCUCUCGCCAUUGAAGGUCUAACUAACAAACAACUUAAUAUCGGUGUGCGGUAUUUACCAAUGAACUAUAAAAUAGACCCUUCGGAGAGCAUAAAUAACAUGGGCACGCUAAGAGUGACUGUAAAAAGUGCAGAGAAUUUACCAGCUGCUGAUCGUUCUGGCACAAGUGAUCCUUUUGCCUAUAUUUAUCUAAAUGAGGAGAAGAUUUAUAAAACAAAGCACGUUAAAAAGACUUUAAACCCUGUUUUUGAAAAUGAGGAUUUCACAGUAAAUGUGCUCUCGCGCACUAGUGACAAAUUUCAUAUUGAAAUAUGGGAUUGGAAUAAAAUCGAAAUUAGUACUAAACUUGGCACCGGUACACUCGAUCUUUCUGACUUGCCAACCUUUGAAAAAGUCGAUAGAAGGGUGCAAUUGUAUGAUCCAAAAACUUCAGAGCCUGCUGGCUUUAUGAAUCUCUCAGUGCUUUUCAAUCCACAAUUAAUCACAAAGAAGAAGUUGACUACAGGAUCUUUAGCUGGUGCAACAAGGACACUCACUAAUAUAGGCACUGGCAUUGGAGGCACUGUAGUUUCUGGUGGGGAUACUUUUAUUAGAACAGGUGCGGGCUUUGUAAGCACCGGAGCUAACAGUGUCGCUGGUGCCGUCGGUUCUGGAUUUGGACUUUUAAAAAAAAAAGAUAAAGACGACAAGCUUAAGAAUGGUGAUUCACUAACUAGAUCAAUCGAUACUGGGCUUGUAGUAGAGGACGAACAGGUGUAUAUACCAAAUCUUACUAGUUCUCCCCCACCGAUUCUGCUUCAAGUUAGAGAUUACAAUACGAUUGGUAAGGAUGUUACCAUUGGCGAAUAUUACUUAAAGUUAUGGGAACAUAUUGAGCCUGGUAAUUACACCAAAGACUGCUGGGUAGAUUUAUUAAAUGGGGGAAACGGGAAACUACAUCUUAAAAUUGAAUUUGAGCAACAAUGA
Molecule: messenger RNA, 3321 nt
Organism: Racocetra fulgida
Lineage: Eukaryota; Fungi; Glomeromycota; Glomeromycetes; Diversisporales; Gigasporaceae
Source: the annotation of a GenBank genome assembly